Aspergillus terreus NIH2624 is the source of this 912-nucleotide messenger RNA. RefSeq lists its product as uncharacterized. Lineage: Eukaryota; Fungi; Ascomycota; Eurotiomycetes; Eurotiales; Aspergillaceae. The transcript has a single exon. The record is from RefSeq and is a predicted model, not a curated record. Gene Ontology annotation, molecular function: hydrolase activity. The coding region runs from base 1 to 912 and encodes 303 amino acids.
AUGUUUGGCCGGUCGCGCUCCGGCCUGGAUCAACUCCUUGCUAGACCACGGCCCAGUCUUUGGCAACAAUUCAUCUCGCGGCCUUGCGUCUUUCUCGCACGGAGGCUCUACACCUGGCAUCAAGCCAUCCCAGCCAAACCACUCACCAACCCUGUUUCUAUAGUCUGCAUUUCCGAUACCCAUAAUAGCCAGCCAAAACUCCCAGAUGGAGAUAUUCUCAUCCACGCGGGCGACCUCGUCCAAUCCGGCUCCUUCAAGGAACUCCAAGCUACACUCACCUGGCUACACGCCCAGCCUCACCCGACCAAAAUCGUCGUCGCAGGUAACCACGACUUGCUACUUGAUGCUGGCCGCGAUGACCCAGCAAAACAAGCGGCAUCUGAGCGCGCCAACCUGAACUGGGGCGACAUUAUCUACCUGGAGAAUGAGGAAACGACAGUUGUGACUGCGAACGGACGACAGUUCAGAAUCUACGGCAGCCCUUUUUCCGCACGACACGGGAACUGGGCCUUUCAGUAUCCGCGGAGCCAGGACGUCUGGACCGGGUCGGUGCCCGACGGGAUCGAUGUGUUGAUCACGCAUGGUCCGCCGCGCGCUCAUCUCGAUCUGCUGGAUUUGGGCUGUGUGCAUCUCCUCCGCUCAUUAUGGCGGGUGCGGCCCCGGCUCCAUGUCUUUGGACACGUCCAUGAAGGCUCUGGUAUCGAGUGGCUUCUUUUUGAUGGGCUACAGGACGCGUAUGAGAGGACCGUUGUUGCGGGUGGGGGGAUGUGGAAUCUUUUAUCUACGGUGAGGGAGUCUGCGAAAGCAUUCUUCGCACCGUCUGUCGAGGCCAAGUGCAUCCUUGUGAAUGCUUCUAUGGUUGGGGGGUUGCGGGAUGACGAGCGAAGGCAGCCUGUCAAGGUUAUCAUCUAG